Molecule: messenger RNA, 1966 nt
Organism: Cuscuta epithymum
Lineage: Eukaryota; Viridiplantae; Streptophyta; Magnoliopsida; Solanales; Convolvulaceae
Source: the annotation of a GenBank genome assembly
GUUUGCUCAGUUUCAAUAUAUGAAAACGAGCACUUGCUCACAAAAGCUGUCUCAUUCAUAUAUAUUUAUAUAGUUUUAGAUUUGUCUUUCUUACAUUUGGUAUCAGAGCCGCAUGAUCUAGGGCUUGUGAAGUGAAAUCUUAUACAUACACCUAUAUAUAUAUAUAUAUAUAUUACGUAUUCUAUGGCAUCAAAUAAUUUCUCCAUCUCUAUCCCAUUAUUCAAAGGUGAUAACUAUCUUUCAUGGGCCAUCAAAAUGAAAGCAUACAUGAAAGCUCUUAGUUUAUGGGAUGUCAUUGAGAGUGACAGUGAGCCUACUCCUCUUCCAGGAAAUCCAACAGUAGCCCAAAUCAAGAAACAUGAAGAAGAAAUGGCACGAAAGCCAAAGGCACUUUCAUGUAUCCAUGCAGCGGUGUCCGAAGAGAUUUUCACAACAAUCAUGGAUUGUGAGUGUCCUAAAGAAGCAUGGGAGAAAAUUAAAGAGGAGUUCGAAGGCAACCAACAAACCAAACUCAUGCAAAUUCUCAAUUUCAAAAGGGAGUUUGAGAUGGCGGGGAUGAAAAGUAACGAAGGUGUCAAAGAAUAUGGGAAAAGGUUGAUGUCCAUUGUCAAGAAUAUCAAAUUACUUGGUGGAGAUUUUUCAAGUCAAAGAGUUGUGGACAAGCUUUUGGUAACUCUUCCGGAGAGAUAUGAGACUAAGAUCUCUUCACUUGAAGAUACUAAAGAUCUCUCAAAAUUAAGUGCCUUGGAAUUGAUAAAUUCUCUUCAUGCCGUUGAUCAAAGGAGAUCAAUGAGAGAGGAAGAAAAUGGAGAAAAAAAUGAGGGACUCCUGUUAACUAAAUCUUCAUUCUCAAAAGGAACUGGCAACAAAAUUCUAUGCAAUCACUGUCAUAAGGUUGGUCAUGAAGAAAAGGAUUGUUGGCACAAAGGAAAGCCACAAUGCUUCAAAUGCAAAAGGUUUGGGCAUCUGGCAAAGAAUUGUAGAUUCCAAACUGAUGAAGAAGACUUGGCACAUUUGGCCGAGGCAGAACCUCUCCUUUAAAAUUAUGGGUGAUUAUGUGCACCAUGGGGAGAAGUGCUCCAAAGUGUUUAUUUUGAUGAGACGUGCAUCAAAAUUUGGUGGUGGUGAGAAGUGCAUCACAGAUGAAGAGAAGUGCUUCACAAAAUUUAAGAUUAUGGGGGUGAUUGUUGGAAUAAUCUUAAAUUUAGUUAUUAAUUAUUUGGUUUAUUUAUUUAAGGUAUGUUUUAAUUUGUUUUAUCCGUACUAAGACUAGGUCAGCUGGGAGUUACGUAGUAUUAGGAGUAUUUGAAUAGUCUGGAGUGAUGGAGAUAAUGGAGGAGUGGAUCCUAUUUGCCUGCCCAUCACUUUUGUUAGUUAGUUUUUUUUCUCUUCUAUAUAUUUUGUAAGACAUAGCAUGAAAAGUUACUGCACGGAUUAAUCAUGUUUGCUCAGUUUCAAUAUAUGAAAACGAGCACUUGCUCACAAAAGCUGUCUCAUUCAUAUAUAUUUAUAUAGUUUUAGAUUUGUCUUUCUUACAGCGUAAUUAUCUGUUUGUAACUUAACCAUCAAAUCAGCUUCUCAUGAUCUCAUCGAUGUCUUUCAAGGCAUACAGGGAGAAAGUCAGGCAUAUUUAAUUUCUUCGUGUUUUAGUUCUUUUAUUAUUUGUUGUCUUUCUGUUAUGCAAUAAAAGAAACAUAAAGAAAAAUAAACAACAAUGUUUUUCGGUUUGGUUGAGUUCAUCACCGAAUAAAUUAUGCAUUAUAUCUCCUUGGACUUAUGAGAGGAGAAAAUUAUUAAGUUGAGUACUCGAGUUUAUCAUCAGUUCGAACCCAUUUAGUUAUGUUUUUAUAUAUUUAAGCAUUAUAUAUUUGAAGUGUGUGAUUAGCUCAUGCACUUGACUAUAAGUUGGUGGUUCUAUUUAAUCAAAAUAUGAUAGAUGGUGGUUCUCUCCAUAUAUAUAUUCAAU